Coccidioides immitis RS is the source of this 2388-nucleotide messenger RNA. Its product is annotated as SVP1-like protein 2. Gene Ontology annotation, cellular component: extrinsic component of membrane; cytosol; phagophore assembly site membrane. Gene Ontology annotation, biological process: autophagy of mitochondrion; protein localization to phagophore assembly site; protein lipidation. The transcript has 5 exons. Bases 226 to 1356 code for a protein of 376 amino acids. The record is from RefSeq and is a predicted model, not a curated record. NCBI's taxonomy places the organism in Eukaryota, Fungi, Ascomycota, Eurotiomycetes, Onygenales, Onygenaceae. Gene Ontology annotation, molecular function: protein binding; phosphatidylinositol-3-phosphate binding; phosphatidylinositol-3,5-bisphosphate binding.
GUCUGAAGGCCGUCAGGGUGGUUGCCUUAAACAGAUAGGUUGGGAAGCAGAAAAGCGGUGAAGUUGAGCCUCCCGGGCGGCAGAUCUGUAUAUGUAUCGUUAUAUAUCCUCCUUUUUUUCUUUUAUGGACAUCUCUGAUCCAUCUAUUUAAUCCGGCUUUCUGCGCUCUAUAUCGAGCCCGAUACUUCAUGGUAUCAUGAUAAGGCCCUUGUUCUGAAUGGAAUUAUGGACACAAGACAAGUAAUAGAUACCUCUACGGGGCCCGGCUCUCUCUCGGUAGCUUUCAACAGUGACAGCAGCUGCUUUUCGGUCGGCCUUGACUCGGGAUUUUGUGUCUUUAAUUCCGAUCCAUGUGAGCUAAAGGUGUCAAGAGACUUCAAUGCCGGAAUCGGGGUUGUGGAGAUGCUUGGCCAGUCCAACUAUCUAGCCCUCGUCGGAGGCGGGCGCAGGCCUAAGUUCCCUCAGAACAAGUUGAUCAUCUGGGACGACGCGAAGCAAAAGGCGGCCAUUACGCUGGAGUUUCGCACUUCUGUCCUGCGAGUCCGCCUUACCAGAUCCCGUGUUGUUGUUGCUUUACACAAUAGCGUCCAUGUUUUUGCAUUUUCCGUUCCGCCACAGAAACUCUCCGUUUUUGAAACGGUAGAUAACCCCCUGGGACUACUAUGCUUAGGCCAGCAACUUCUCGCUUUCCCUGGUCGAUCGCCUGGCCAAGUCCAAGUGGUAGAACUCGAGACUGGAAAUGUUAGCAUUAUUCCGGCGCACAGCUCUCCGCUGAGAGCGCUAACUUUAAGCUCUGAUGGAGCUUUACUGGCCACUGCGAGCGAAACAGGAACACUCAUCCGUGUAUUUGCAACAAGCAACUGUGCCAAGAUAGCAGAAUUACGGAGAGGAUUGGAGCAUGCGGACAUAUUUUCAUUGGGCAUAUCGCCAUCUAACACACUACUUGCUGUUACAUCAGACAAAUCUACCCUGCAUGUUUUUGAUCUACCGCACGCUCGUAAUCCUUCCCCAAACAGUCAGCCACCACAAGUCACAGGGGAAGAGGCAUUAUACAAUAAAUGGGGAUUCCUAGGAAAGAUACCCCUACUUCCGCGACUGUUCUCUGACGUAUAUUCAUUCGCCAGUGCCCCUUUUGAAAUUGGCGACGAGACCCCUCCGGGCACCGGAUAUAUUCCGCAGCUGGGUUCUUCCUUUAGCCGACCGCCCAAAGGGGUUAUUGGCUGGACUAGUGACGAUACACUUUUGUUAAUAGGCGCGGGUAAAGAUGGAAGAUGGGAGAGAUUUAUCAUUCAGGAUGGUCAGGAUGGGAAGCGCGUUUGCACCAGAACUGGAUGGAAGCGGUAUUUAGGAAGUUGAAGCCGCUAUUUCCACCCUGCAGCUGGGAUUUUCUUUCCGAUAAUUCUCAACUGCACCAGAUGCUAGCAUUUAACGAACGGGAUUUUCCAGUCGACCCCGUUUCCAAUAUACUACCACCCGGGAGACACUUGGGUGGAAUGAAGGAAAUUGUCUGCCAACGUGACCAUCGAUUGGCGGAGGGAAUAUUGCAGAGCGGGAACAAUAGUCCCGGUGGCCUCAUUCCACCGUAGGGUCCGAUACCCGCGGAAGCAUAGGUCUUUCGAAGAGGACGCAAGCCUUUUGCAUUCGCGCAAGAAUUCUUUGUCUAUUUUUGUUCAUCAUUCCCGACCUUGCGAUAGGGUGUUUUAUCAAUGUUUUGCCUUAAUCAGCUGUAGUAUAAUCAGGAUUCGAGAUUGAACUUUUCAUGGGCUGUAAUCUCUUCUUCGAUGUCUCCGCCCCCUUGAGGGAGAUCGCGAUCGCGAUCUUCUACGGUGUGCAUGACGUCUUUCACGCGAACGGGAACGUUCUUCGCUAUGUCUCCGUCGGUGAUGACGGCGAUGCCGGUGUCGAUCCCGUCGCUCGGCGCUAUCGUUUCGUCGCCUGCUUGAUUUCGAUUUUGCCAGCGCUGCUGCAACCUCUUCUUUCUUUUCCUGUAUUAAAUAUUCUUUCAUUGGAUCCUCAUCAUCAUGCUCCUCAAUAAGCCGUGCCAGUUCCACUUCUUCCUUCAGUAACGGCCGUUUCCUUCUCUCAUCGUCACUCUUGCUCUCCGAUCGGCGCCUUCUAGACGUCCUAUAACCAUGAUGAUCACGAUCACGGUCCCGUCCACCCCGUUGUCUCUCCAGCUCUUCCUUAUCUAAUGGUGCAAUAUUAUCUUCCAAGCCCUCCUCUUCUUUUCGUUUGUACCUCAUGUGGUCAACCCUCAGCAAUCUUCCCAUCACAGUCGCACCACAAAGAUUGUCCACGGCUAGAUCGGUACUUCUCUGAUCCUCAUACUUUAAAAAUGCAAAUCCCUUGCUUUUCCCCGUAUCCUUGUCGCGAACUAGAUUGAGGUGC